UUUAAAAAAACAAAGUUGACACCCUUACCAGUAUAAUAAACAAAAGUAUAAUAAGUAUAAUAACUAGGGCUAGGGACUUCUAAGAGUUUGCAUAUUUUACAAUUAUCAUUAAAAACAUAGCUAAGUAUUAUAGAAAUUUGUUUCCUAGUAAUACGAGUUUAAAUUAAAAAUUUUUAGUUGCAUAUUUUGCAUAUUUAGCCAUUUUUUGUUUAUAAGUGCACAUUUGAUCAUUUUUGAUAUAAAAUGUUAGUUUUUAUAAAUAUUUUACACUAAACAUUUAAAUUUAAGUCGAUUUUCUAGAUCAGAAAUAUUAAUUUUAUGGUUUUUACGUUUGUAAAAUUAGUGUUUGUUUCUCGGUCGAUCACUCGUAUUGUUAUUUAUGAGUAGGUAAACCACACACUGACAUACGUGAUUCCAAAAGGCGAUAAUGACACCAAAAUAACAUUCUAUGACCAUUACCUACUCCCAUUGACCGGACGUGCCCCUUGAAUAUUUAUAUUUUUGAUAAGUUGAUAGUUGGUGUGCGUUCUUCGUGGUAUCGUGUUUUCUUGUAGUAUUGCUUGAAUCCUCAAUAAAAUAAUAAAAAUGCCUAGACCAAAACCAAAAGUUUAUGAUCGGCUAAACGAUUUUGUAAAAGAAUUCGGUGAAAUAAUAUUUUCGGCGGAUAAAUCUGUUUUAUUUUGUAAAAUAUGUGACAUUAAAGUUAGUGCUGAGAAAAGAUUUACUGUAAUUCAACACAUAAAAACAGCAAAACACAUUCAGGGUCUUUAUUGGCAACAAUUGAAACCAAAAAAAACUCAACAACUUGUAUCCACUUCUUUCACAAAGAAAAACGAUUUUAAUAAAGAUUUAUGUAAAGCAAUGUUAUCGGCUAAUAUAACUUUUUAUAAAUUAAAAAAUAAACAUUUUCGAGAAUUCUUGGAGUUGUAUACUAAAAAAGAAAUAUCGAAAGAUGCCACUCUCCGAAAAGGUUAUGUUGACUAUUUAUAUUUGGAAACAAUAGAAAAAAUUAAAAAGUUUGUUGACGGAAAAAAUGUUUGGGUCUCAAUAGACGAAACCAGUGACGCAGAAGGACGCUUUAUUGCAAACGUUAUAAUUGGAACUCUUACAAUUGAUGAACCGGGUUGUAUUUAUUUGUUGAAUUCGGAAGAGUUAGAAAAAGUAAACCAUUCGAGCAUUUUUAAGCUUUUUGAUCAAUCGUUGAACUUGCUCUGGCCACAAGGUGUGAAAUACGAUGACGUACUUUUAUUUGUAACUGAUGUCGCGCCUUAUAUGAUUAAGGCCGGUAAAGCAAUUCAAAAUUUGUAUUCUAAAAUAAUACACGUAACUUGCUUGGCGCACGGGCUUCAUCGAGUUGCUGAAGAGAUAAGAAACCAGUAUAAAAACGCCGAUCAACUCGUAUGCAAUGUGAAAACAUUUUUCUUAAAGCGCCGUCUACUAUUCAAACAUUAAAAUCUGUUUCACCUGAUAUUCUAUUACCUCCUCAACCAAUUUUAACCAGGUGGGGUACAUGGAUAGAUGCUGCUUUAUACUAUAGCAAACAUUUUAAAAUAAUUAAACAGGUUAUUGAUAUGCUUGAUGAGAACGAUGCAGAAUCUAUCAAAAAAUGUAAACAAAUUUUAAAAUCAGAUAAUUUGGAAGCAAAUUUAGCUUUUAUCAUGUAUAAUUAUAGAUUUAUUUCAACAUCUAUCACUCGACUUGAAACCCAAGGCAUGGCACUAACUGAAUCCAUUAAAAUAAUUAAAUCUACAGAAGAAUACAUUAAUUCUGCAAAAAUUGGAGAUUCUGUCCAAGCUAAAGCAAUUGAUGACAAAUUCCAAAAAGUUAUGGAGAAAAAUGUUGGAUUUGAUCAACUACAAAUAAUAUCAAACAUUAUAAAUGGACAAAAUGAAUAUAUGGACGGAUUGCCUGCAGAUAUUAGUAGUGGUGAUAUUCCGUUUUUUAAAUUUGCACCAAUAAGUUCCAUUGACGUGGAACGUUCCUUUUCAAAAUAUAAAAAUAUUUUGGCAGAUAACAGGAGGUCAUUCAAAUUUUCUAACUUACGAAAAUAUCUAAUAGUUCAAUGUAAUGUUCAAGGUAAUUAUUACUAUGUUAAUUUAAAAAAUAAACACAUUUAUUCAAUUUC
Messenger RNA from Daktulosphaira vitifoliae (grape phylloxera), 2125 nucleotides. RefSeq lists its product as uncharacterized. The coding region runs from base 586 to 1452 and encodes 288 amino acids. The transcript has a single exon. The record is from RefSeq and is a predicted model, not a curated record. Gene Ontology annotation, cellular component: nucleus. NCBI's taxonomy places the organism in Eukaryota, Metazoa, Arthropoda, Insecta, Hemiptera, Phylloxeridae. Gene Ontology annotation, molecular function: double-stranded DNA binding. Gene Ontology annotation, biological process: regulation of transcription by RNA polymerase II.